Molecule: messenger RNA, 2544 nt
Organism: Coccomyxa subellipsoidea C-169
Lineage: Eukaryota; Viridiplantae; Chlorophyta; Trebouxiophyceae; Coccomyxaceae
Exons: 10
Coding region: 1-2544 (847 amino acids)
Source: RefSeq, a predicted model, not a curated record
AUGGAACCCCUAGAGCUUCAUAAAGCGGUGGGAUCCGUGUUCCGCAGCCUGGACGGCCUGAGCUGGCCGGGUGGGGCGCACUCGGGAGCUGGCCUGGACCCAGAUCUGCUGAAGUGGUGCUGCCCCAUGGAUACGUCCACAGAGGCCUCAGCUCCGCGCGCAGAGGAACAUAACAACGUCAAAUUCCUCGACAGCUUGUCCAUCGACCAUCUGCUGACCACCUCCCACGGAACAGGCCGCAACAGGAGCAGCCUGACAGAGGAUGCCUUCCUCUCAUCCCUGCUAGAGCCAUCCCUCCUGACCCCGGAUGCAGACUCUGCACAGAGCUGCCUCUUCCCCCACAUGGAUGUCUGCCCGCCCAACAGCACAGAUGCCAGCAAAAGCAUGCAGAGCCCCCCCCAGGCGCCUGCUGACAGCGAACAGGACAGCCCCUGGGGCUUGGCCUGGGAAGCAAUGGAGUCGCGCAUGCUCGGUGCAGAGGACGGCCCACAGCCGAUCUACGACAUGUCGCCGGCCUGCAGCAUGGACCUGAGCAGCCACAUCAGUGUCGACUGGGAGGGCACCACCACAAUCAACCAGGCCUGCUCAGCGCAGCGCGAGGGCAGCACCAGCAGCGAGGAGAGCUGCACCUACCUGCCUGCCACCUUCGGCUUUGCCGCAGCCAAGUUCCUGCCCGAGCCUGCAGCCUGGGCGCCACGCGCAGACGCGAGCCCGGCUGCGGCCAAGCCGGCGGCUGGCAUCGCGUGUGCGGCCUCGGCUGAGCCGCCGCCGGCCGCUGCACAGCCGCCGCCGGCCGCUGCACAGCCGCAGCCGGCCGCUGCGCAGCCGCAGCCGGCCGCAACCGCGCAGCUGCUCGCAGCUGAGCUGGCAGGGAAGCCAAGUCAGGCAGCUGCGCGGCCAGCCGCGGCGCGCGUCGGGCCAGCGAAGCGGCGGCGGCUGCGUCCGGGGUUUGACCCGCUGAAGAGCCGCCAGAUGCAACGCGACUACAUGCAGCGCAGAAGGGAGAGGGAGGCGGCAGUGCACGCGGCAGUAGAGGAGCAGCUGCAGAGGAAGGCUGCCCUGGAACGAGACGUGGGCGCACUCCUGCAACGCCACGAGCACCUCACUAGCCAGCGGCCCUGGCACGAGCACCACGAGGCAGUGAAAUUCACGGCUGCAGUUGCUUCCCUGCUGCCAGCGCCCGCUGGCGGCAGCAGCAAGGCGCCCGCCGCAGAUUCCAUGCCUGACAUGCUCCAGAAGUUCAUGCUGGAGCCGGCGGCCACGAUUGACCAGAUGUAUUCGUCAGCCGGCCUGAAACCCCAGAAGGAGGCUGCUCAGGCGUCUCCAGCUUCCAAGGAAGCGCCACCGGUGCAGCCGCCAGCGCUGAGCGAUGAGUCAGCGGCAGCCAGUGGCGCCAUCUCAUGGCGAUCCAUCGUGCCUGUGACCGUGUCUGCAGGCGUGCCUGGCCUGACAGAGGACCAGAGGAACGAGAUAGCUGCACUGUACAGCACCCACAUGGAACGCAACGCAGACCUGCACCAAGACUGCCUCGACAUUGCAACCAAGCUGCAGCUGCUGCCGGGAGUUGAGGGGAAGCUGACGGAUGGCAUGUGGCCAAAUCUGGCAACGCACAUCAUCAGCAGCCAGCUGUCCAGCAUCACCAGAAGCUGCCAGGAACUCAUCGCCGCCCUCACCACCGCCUGCUGCCAGGUGCUGAGCGAGUACCAGCGCAACUACCUCAAAGCUCUGGCGCCUUCCGGGCCGCUCGACCUGCGCCAGAUGUGCCAGGAGAUCGUUGCGACCGGCAAAGCGUGCACAGCGCGCAAGGCAGCUGUCAAGAAGUCUCCCGCACGGACUGCUUCCCAGUCCCUGCAGGAGCCUGCAGCUGGCGUGGAGGCACCGCCGGCAUCCCCAGCAGCCGACAGAGCAGCUCUGCUGCAUGACUGCAACAUGGCGCCUCACUUGAGCAGUCCACCAGCCAUGCAGGACAAGGUGCAAGCUGUGGCACACCUCAAUGACACAGGUCAUGUCAGCGAAUGUGCUCAGCUGGACAGUGUGGCAGGGGCCGCUGGAUGGGAGGCUCCUGCAGAUCUGCACAAGCGCGGUCUGCUCGAGUUCCUUUGGGAAGUUGAGGACGGUCCCAUAACCAACGCGCCGAUCAGCGCUCCUACCAACAUCCUCCUCAACAAAGGCGCCACCAACCAAGCCCCGCUGAGCAUUCCACAAGGCGCCAACGCACUUGCACGGUCUACCGAGCGUUCCUUCUUCGGCGGCGCCCAGAUCGCGGCAAUGCCUCCUCCCUCCAAGGCAGCGAGGAAAUUACAGGGCCCCGUUUCACCUGAGCCCAAACCUCAGCUCUUCCACUUUCCUGCUGGCAGCGCGCAAUUUCCAAGCAAUCCCCAGGAGCAGGCAUCCAGCUUCCAACAAAUAUGGGGCCCGGCCGGGUUUGCCCCUUGCCGCGCCGAUUCAAAUUCGAAUUCGAAUUUGAGUUCGGUGGCAAGAAAAGGGCCGGCCUGGACCCCCAGCUUCCUGGAAAACUGGGGUUUUGCAGAUCUCUCUCGCUAG